Molecule: messenger RNA, 2873 nt
Organism: Bursaphelenchus okinawaensis
Lineage: Eukaryota; Metazoa; Nematoda; Chromadorea; Rhabditida; Aphelenchoididae
Source: the annotation of a GenBank genome assembly
AUGCAGGUUUCUAAAUCUAAUGAUGUCAAAAUUUACAACCUGAGUGCUGGGAAAUCUCUGCCACAAGUAAGUUUAUUAUUAUUUUACCAAAGGUUUGUGUUUAGUGGAUAUCAGAGAAGAAAAGAAGAAAUCUGGAAAAGAAAGACAUUGACAUACGAAGAAGAAUACAGCUGAUUCAAGACUUUGAGAUGCCUUGUGUAUCUAAUUCUAUAUGUAUUACAAAUGACGGGCAGUACAUCUACGCAGCCGGAACAUAUAAACCCACACUAAAGUGUUAUGAUGUUAAUGAUUUGUCUUUGAAGUUUGAGAGAGGUUUGGAUGCUGAGGUGGUUAAGCUGAUGCCUUUAACAGAAGACUACUCUAAAGUGGCAAUGCUACAGACUGAACGAUGGGUCGAGUUCCACGCUAGAUUCGGACGGUAUUUUAGAUUGAGGAUACCUAAAGUUGGCAGAGACAUGGCUUUUUGCAAUGAAGCUAGUGAUUUAUACAUGGUUGGAGGAGGGUAGGUUAUUUACCAUCUGUUAAUGUUUUAGCUUCCUUUACAUUUUAGUGUACGUUUUACGUUUUGAUUGUAUUCUAUUAUACUUUUUUCAGAAACGAAAUUUUUCGUUUGAAUUUGGAGCAAGGCUGUUUUUUGAGUUCUCUGGCAACAGAAUCAGAUACUUUGAAUUGUUGCACAUUUAACAAGUAUCAUCAGUUAUUUGCCACUGGCGGAUCUAAUGCCACGGUCGAAGCCUGGGAUCAUCGCGAUAAAAACAGAGUUGGAAUAUUGAACUGUGCAUUACAACAACUUCAGGAAGAGUCCUUGUUGCCUGAUGUGUAAGUUAUAGAAAUAUUUUCUUUAAUCUUAUGUUUAGAAUGCCAGAAGUAACUUCGAUCAACUUUAAAGAUCCCCUAAAUUUAGCUGUGGGCAUGAGUACUGGUCACGUAAGUUAAAUUAGUUGUAUGCAGCUUUCAUAUAAUAAAUUCAUAUCUUCUUAAAUUUUUUUAGCAAUUAUGUAUUUUUAGACAUUAAUAAAUUUAAAAAUAUUUUAUUUUUAGGUAUUAAUGUACGACAUCCGAGCAAAGCAGCCGAAACUUGUGAAGAAUCACAACUUUGGCUUGCCUAUAAAGUCUAUUGAGUUUGACGUUGAGAAAGAUCUAGUCUUAAGUAUGGACAGCAGAGCAUUGAAGGUUUGGAACGCCAAAAGUGGCAAAGCUUAUACUGCCAUUGAACCCAACACUCAACUGAAUCAGUUUGUUCGGUACCCAGAUUCUGGUCUUCUGUUCUUUGCUAACGAUACCCCUAAGAUGUUACAGUACUUUGUUCCUGCUCUUGGAUUGGCUCCUAAAUGGUGUCAUUACUUGGAUAACAUUACUGAAGAGUUGGAAGAGACGGAAGCUCCGGUUGUGUACGAUGAUUACAAGUUUGUGACAAAAGAGCAGUUGGAUGAAGUUGGGUUGAGCAACUUGAUAGGAUCCAAUUUGCUCAGAGCUUACAUGCAUGGGUACUUUAUUGACGUCAGGCUGUACAACAAGGCCAAGACAUUGACACAACCAUUUGCUUUUGAUAGUUAUAAGAACAGAAAGGUAAUUUGUUUAAGUAUUUAAUUAGGACUUUCGAACGUAUCUUUGUAUCAUUAUAAUUUUUGUUUGUAAUAUAUAAAUUUAGAUACAAGAGAAGUUGGACGAAGAAAGAGAGUUGAAUGCGUUAACAAAGAAGUCCAAGUUGCCUAAAGUUAACAAAGAGCUGGCUUCGAAACUUCAGAUGGAGCUAGACCUGGGAUCAGGAAAGAAGAAGAAGGUAUGCAGAGCUGUUUUACUUGUACUAUGUUGUACUACUAAUAUCUAAAUGUUUUUAUAGAGUAACAUAUAUUCUUGUUUUAACCUCGCUUUUUAGACCAAAAUGGCACAAGAAUUGCUGAACGAUGACAGAUUCAAGAAUUUGUUUGCAAACCCAGACUUUGAAGUUGACAAGGACAGUGAACAUUAUGCUCAGAUUGUUGACAAACUUAACAAGCAAAAGGAGAAGACGAUAGGACGAGCUGAGGAUUCUGAUGAGGAAGAGGCUCCAGAACUGGCCAUCGAAAUGGAUUACGAUCAACAGGUAGGUAUCUGUAAAUUUAAAACAAUUCUGUGCGUUCCAAUGCAUUUUAUAAACCACAAUGUUGUAAAAAAUACCUUUUAGGAAGAGAAGAAUAAGAAUAGAAUUCCAACUGAUCUUAUGGAGGAUGUUGAUGUGUCUGAAGACGAAAGCGACGAUGAUGACGGUGAAGAAGACGAAGAUAGUGACGAAGAAGAGUCUGGUGAUAGCGAAAAUGAAAGAGAAGCUAGAAGAAGAGAAUAUGAAAUGGAGAAAGAGCUACAACAGGAAUUGGAACGAGAAAGAAAACCUAAAAGCUUCAAAUUUGUGGGACUUGAUUCGAGUAGAGAUUUUAAGGCUUUCGUUUCUAAUGAAGAUGAAGAAGAUGCAUUUGCUAGGGUAGGUUUUACUAUGAAAUUGUUACUCAUAAUCUAAUAACUGUUUUGAACAAAAUAAAGUCAAAAAAUUAUAGGUUUCUGGAACUAUGAGGGACAAGAAGAAGCUGAUGGGUAAGACUCUUAAGGACGAUACAGUGGAAUCCACGCCAUUUGGUGGCAAAUCGAUGACAUUUACGUUAGAGCGUAAGUUUUAAGAAGGAAACAUUAAGUUGGUGUUAAAGCUGCUUGACUAAAAAUGUACCGUUUCAGCAGAAGGCAAGUCUGCAGAAUCCUUAAAACGAGAAUCUAAACAAAAGAAGCACAUUGAAGAACGGAAGGCUGUCAGAAGAACAGUCGGACCUAUAAUGAGGCAUCUGAAGCCAUUACCGUCCGAGAUACAGAAGAAGAAGAUGCAGAGACUGAAGAGGAAGUAG